AAGGCCGAAGACUACAUCAGUCUGGCCUUCGCAGCGAACUUCCAGUACCAGUACGCCCAGUUCCAGAACAUCUCGCAGCUGUCACAAUACUACUUCAUCAAGACGGUGUCGAGAGAGCAGAGGGAUGCUGAACUAGAGGCGAGGAAGGAUGAGAGGCUUACCUUCUAUACCGCGGUAGCUGAUAUGUUGAACUCAAAAGGCUUCAAUGGUGAGGAGUGUGUCAACAGAGCGAUUUGUGAAGCAGCGCAGUAUCCAGUUGAAGAAGAAGGUCUAGUUGGAGAAAUACUACACAUACUGCUGACACCAGAUUACGGGAAAACCCCCUUCGACGAUAGAGACCGGGAGUUGGAAGAUCUGAUGGCAUCAUACUAUGACGCUGCGACAGCUGGACGGCAGAUGUUUGACUGUGCCUCUAUAUACCCCAGCUGCCCAGAAGGACAGGGACUUAUGGAAAUGUUCAGUAUUCUGAGAGAUGAAUGAGUUGGCAAAAUAACGGUUUAAACGGUUUUCUCUAAUGAUAUUUUUUCAAUGAGUUUAUUAUGAUAUCUUGUGUUUUGUUUUUAUGUAACGCACGUCAAUAUUAAAGAAUUUGAAUUGUAAAAUCCUUUAUUCAGAAUUAAUCGUCAAAAAAGGCUUUUUCUGGAUGUUGUGUCACUAUUAUAAAACCACAUUGAUGUUGAUUAGGA
Molecule: messenger RNA, 686 nt
Organism: Trichoplusia ni (cabbage looper)
Lineage: Eukaryota; Metazoa; Arthropoda; Insecta; Lepidoptera; Noctuidae
Exons: 3
Source: RefSeq, a predicted model, not a curated record